Molecule: messenger RNA, 2061 nt
Organism: Symbiodinium sp. CCMP2592
Lineage: Eukaryota; Dinophyceae; Suessiales; Symbiodiniaceae
Source: the annotation of a GenBank genome assembly
AUGGCCCGUUUGGUCGUGCUGUGGCUCUUCGGCCUGGGCUAUGUUGCAUGCGUCAAGGCAUCAGACCACCCGACUUGCGACUGCUGCGACGAGUACACUCUGCAUGCAUAUGCAGGCGAGCUGAAUCGACACUGCUUGCCAGCAUCCCUGCUGCGAAAGAAGCAGGAUAUCAUCGUUGGAGAGGCCCUUGACGGCAGUCCCAGCGUCCCAGAAGAGGCCCUGAGCAUUCUGUGUGCCAGUGCGCUUUGCCGAAGCAGCGUUCUCCGCUACUGGGCUAGAGUGCGCGGGUGCUCUGAAAGCAGCAGCUGGAAGCGUUUCGGCUUCGCUUGGGCUGCUGCGAAGGUGCGCUGCAUGCGCCUGCCGCAGGAGCGAGAACCUCAAGACGGCGCUCGAUAUCAGGUCCUCAUGCAAGCCACAUUCGGUCAAGAUGGCCAGCAGGCGAAAGAUGCAGCCAACUUGGAGCUCGCGUCAACGGCUAUCAAGCAGGCAGGAUGGGAUGUCUGGGAUGCGGAGCUCUACUCUCAAGGCGGUUUCUACCGUGGAUAUCAAGAAGACACAUCUGCACAAAGAGCACUUUUCACAUCCUUGAGACUCUCUUGCAUUGUCCUCAACUUCCGCAGCCUUGCCAUGAGCCUGUGGGUUGACCUGCAAGCAGAAGAAGUAAAGCAAAGCUCCAGGGUGCUCAAGGAGCUGGAUCUCAUUUUGCAGCGUGCUGGGCAAGUGCAGGAGAAGCAAUGGAUCGAGACGCGCCAGGCAGAAAUUCUGAUCGCGGUGACGAUUACCGUUUACGCCGUCUUUAUCGGCUUUGAGCUCGAGAUUGAAGCCAACCAUGCGGAUGUGGCAAGCACCCUUGCGCAGGCAUUUCUGAUUUGUCAUGUGGUGUUUAACACGGUCUUUGUGCUGGAGAUCGUUUUGCGUGUGCGAUCAGUUGGCAUAAGAUACUGCUCUCCGUUCAAUCCUGCUGGUUUUUUCGAUGCUGUCAUCAUUCUCAUUGGCACUGUUGAGAACAUUGUCUCGGUGGUGUUCGCGAUGAUGUCACAGGAUGGCAGCGGCUCUGUGCUCGCCAUCGCUGGCGUCAUGCGCAUCGUCCGUCUUCUGCGACUCGCCAGGCUUCUGCGUGGAUUCCUGGUCUGCCAAGAGUUGAGACUGUUAGUCACCGGCAUGAUGUUGGCUCUUCCAACCGUGGUCUGGGCUGGAGUGCUUUUUGCCAUUGUGGUAUACUUGGGGACUAUGUUUACGGUGAUACUGCUCGGCAAUAUUCCUGAACUUGAAGGUUACUUUGGCACAAUUGGGCUGGCACUGUGGACCCACUUUGUCAUCGUGACCAUGGAGACCUGGCCCGACAUCGCAGACACCGUUCUAUCUGUGGCAAGUCCACUCUGGGGCGUCUACUUCGUAGUAUUCAUCUGUAUCUCGAGCAUGUCGCUGAUGAACUUGGUCACGGGAGUCAUCGCCGAAAAGCUUCUGAGCACUAAAGAUGUUACCACAUCAGAAGACACCGAGGAUGAGAUGGAGGCCUUUCGUCAAGAAAAGGCUGCCUUCAAGCAGGACGUGUGUGAGUUACUGCUCUACGAAGACGACAUAGAUGUGGACAUAUUCGCGGGCUUGAUGGAGACGAUCAAAAUGAGAGCCUGGUUGCAAAAAUUGCAGGUGUCUCCUGAACUACCGGCCAACGAUCUGUUCAAUCUGCUCGACACAGAACGCAAUGGAAGCUUGUCGUUGGAUCAGCUCGUCGAAGGCAUGCUGAAUUUAAGGGGAUCCCGCUUGAGGGUGCAUUCCCUCCUCUUGCAGCAGGACUUGCGUCGAUAUUGCCAGGACGAGUUAGAUGCACUUACUGAAGUCGAAGCCAUUGUUCAGCGUCAGAUUUCGAAGAAUCUCACUUCCUUGAACCAGACCUUUCAGGAGGAACUGCAGAAUAUGCAGAAGCUAACAGAGCCAAGCUCAACUGCAGCAGGCGUAUGCCAGGAGAACUUCUCUGCUUGGAUGGCCGAGAAGGCAAGUCUGGAGCGCUUGGUCGCGGAGCUCGGGCUAUUGGCCGGUACGGGUGAUCACCGCAAGUGA